AUGAAUAAUAUUAAAAUUUUAAGGAAUAUUAAUUCUUCGCCACGAUCGCCACGGUCGCCAUUGCCACCUGUUACUGCUCCCCCAUCAGCAGCCAGCAAAGCUGAAAUAACCAUUUCGACCUUAGUUUUAAAAGACGAAACAAUUUAUCAAGGAUUUUCUUUUGGCUCAGAGAGCAGAUCAGUUGCUGGCGAGUGCGUUUUUCAGACUGGAAUGGUUGGAUAUCCUGAAUCAUUAACUGAUCCAUCUUAUCGUGGACAAAUUUUGAUUUUGACAUUUCCUCUUAUUGGAAACUAUGGAGUGCCUUCCUUUGAGGAAAUGGACCAGCUCCUCAAAGAUGUUCCAAAAUAUUUUGAAUCAUGUGAAAUACAUGUAGCAGCUUUGAUUGUUGGUCAAUAUUCUGAAAAAUAUUCCCAUUAUUUGGCAAAUUCUUCAUUAUCUGAAUGGCUGAAAGACCAAGAUAUUCCUGCAAUUUAUGGAAUCGAUACUCGAGCUCUCACCAAAAAAAUCAGAACUCAAGGUGUAAUGCUGGGAAAGAUUUUAUUUCCAAAAAAUGUAGUUGGUAAUGCUGCAUUGGGAAUAUCAGUUGAUGGCAUUCAAUCUAACGGAUGUUUGUCUGUUGAUCAAACAUUAUCUACUGAACCAUGGAUGACUGAUUAUCAAGAUAUUCACUGGACUGAUCCGAAUGAAAGGAAUCUUGUAGCAGAAGUUUCUGUUAGAGAACCAAAAACAUAUUUACCCGAUCCAUCAAAGGCUAUCAAAGGUGCUAAUUCCAAAACUUUACGUAUCAUUGCUAUAGAUCUUGGAAUGAAAAUGCAGUUCAAGAAUGCAAUUUACAUUACAGGAGCAGAUAGUCGAAUUGGUUCUUUUAUAAUAGAUAGUCUUGUAGAAAUGCAAAAUCUUCACCUACAUUUACAAAAAAUACCAGUAUAUGCUGGGGUAAGUCAUCAAACAAUUCAAUCUUCUACUAUAUUAGAGAAGGAAGGUACUAUUGCAGUAGAGAUUGAUCCAAUAAAUAAACCAGAAACCGUAAUACAUGCUUUAAAUAAUGUGUCCAAGUUAUUAUUGUUGGUUGAUCCACUUGGUGGUGAAAUCACUCGUAAUGAUGCAUUUACAUUUGCAAAAGGCUAUAUAAAUGCUGCAAAAGAAGCAAAUGUUGAACAUAUUGUAUUUCCAACACCAAGUCAAUUUGAAUCUAUUGAAUCUUUGCUCAAGGAAACUUUUCAACCAUCACAAAUCACAAUAUUAAGAUAUCCUGGUGUAUUGCAUCAACAUUUAUUAUACUUUGCCAAAUAUAUUAUUGAACAAUCAACAAUCCCACUGAUAGACAAUCCACAAAUGACUUUUGAAUGUUGUGAUAUCAAUGAUGUUGCUAGAUCAUGCUGUCACAUACUUUACUGUCCUCCACAAAGGCAUGGAGGGAAGGAAUACAAAAUAACUGGCCCAAACUUACUUACUAUUGAUGAAAUUGGAUCAAAAGCAUCAUUAGGUCUCGGUUGCGAUAUUAAGAUAAAAUUGAUGCCUGUCAAUCAAUUAAGGCAAGUAUUAAUGGACUUGACUGCUGAUGACAAACUAGCUGCUUAUUUGUUGGAAUUAUGGGGUUUGCAAGGUUAUUUGGGAAUUUCUCGUAAAUUACAAGUAACAAGAGAUCUCGAACUUAUAACAGGUGGUAGUGGUUCAAACCUAAGAGAAUUCUUUGAAAACAAUAAAAUUGCAUUCAACCAACAAGAAUAG
This is a messenger RNA of Entrophospora sp. SA101, 1731 nucleotides long. The record is from the annotation of a GenBank genome assembly. Lineage: Eukaryota; Fungi; Glomeromycota; Glomeromycetes; Entrophosporales; Entrophosporaceae.